CCCAUCGGUACACUCUUUUAUACUGAUAGGUGGUCGUCAGUAUCCUAUUUUCUUUUCUGUGCCUUCAGGACAUUGGCGAGGAGGUAUCGGCGGCAGUGGCUGAGGCUGACAUCAGGGCAAAUUUACGCCUGUCAAGGAGACGGCAUUUCCGAUGUCUCGCUGUUCGAAUAGGGGCUGUGAGCACGAGACACGAAAGUCUCCAGAUUCAGUGCUUGCAGCCAGCGUCGAUGCGGUUUGGGGACUGGCUGCUGGCAGCACGUUGCAGCCUCCAGGCGACAACACAGGGGCGGCUAUCGGCGACGUAACACCAGAGCCGGGCGACAGCGACCCUGGGGAGGCUUGCCUGUCAACAGACAUGAAUAUCGAGCUACUCAAGGAGCCGGACUCCCUCAAGAGGCUACACUUUGAAGCAUCCUGCAAUUACGAGGUCUUCAUGGCAACACUCGAGCAGCACUGGAAGCCAAUGAUCCGUGCCCUACUCGGGGAGGUCCUGGAGAAUUGCCCUCCGUCCUGCAAGGUGGCCCGCCAGGGGGAGGCUUCCAGCAUGGCGGCAGUGCACAGUGGCAUAGCACGGAUGGAGAGCGUGGCACGUUGGGAGGCGGCAUCGGCCAACACAGCACGCUGCUGGGCGGCGGAGCAGCCCACCGGUUGCCUAGCCGGGCAAUGGCUUAAGGCAUGCCAAAACGGCAGCUGCAAGUUGCAGCAGGAGAGCCACCGCUUGGCGAACCGGGUUCACACCACUAUCGACGUGCUGGAAGGUAUGGUGAAGGAACUGAAGAAGAAGAGGGCAUUGCAGGGAGGGAUCUAAGAGAUGGUUGCCUGCCAGACCAAGGUGGUGAAUAAAGCCCUUUCCCGUUUGUCGUCGUGGCUGGGUGCUUCUACGGCUUAGUGCUUCCCUUGGUUGCUGGUCAGGAGUUGAGGGCGGCGAGGUGCUUGGUGUGGUGUCAAGGGAGGUUUAGGUUAUUGUCCUUAACUGUAUGUAGGCCGCACGGCGAGGUCCAGUUCAGUGCAGUACACAGCAACAGUAUAAUUGACAAGUAGGUACGGCAGAAAGAGGCAUCUUGAUGCACCUUGUUUACGGAUAAGACGCAAACACCGUUGUGAAGCACACCUCGUUCCUUAACAGUACGGCGAUAUAGUUUUAUGGGAUGGGUUAGGAGGCGGCCAGCAGACGCUGCACGGUGGCAUGCAGGUGAAGUGAGGGGGGCAGCACGCGGUGCAAGGUGGUAUGAAGAUCUGUUGUCACAUAUGUGAGUGCUGAUGCCAGUCAUGUAGCUGGGUAGUCGCUGGCGUUGCAUACACGCCAUGCAUGGGAGACGUGGGAGUUGCGGCGUUGUAUUGGGGUUGCCAACAAAUGCACGCGUAAUGCAUAAUUGGGGCAAGCAGGAUUGAGGGUAAAACAGAAUACAGUGUGGGAGGCUGGCGUUGGACCUAGGUAACCUUUAUUAUUAGCUUAUGCAACUGUUUCAUGGAGAGUUGGUGUGUGGGGGGCAGCGUCGGGGGUACCUUUUCUCCAUACAACCAUGAAGAGUAGUUGUUGCCUUGUGAGGAUAGCAUGCAUGCACUUAUUGAAGAGUGAUACCCCUUAGCUCGCGGUGAUGCGCCUAUGCUCUAUAUAGCUGGUUCACUGCUGUUUGUGAUUCCUUGCUUGGGCGUCAGCGUCGGGCAGGUUAGUAAUGCAGUCUAUUGCUAAGCAUGUGCAGUAUGGCAGUCGGUGGUCUUUGAGCUGCGUUGUUAAGAGCUGCGUCCUGCCUUAGCGCCAUGUACGCUAUUGUUUAGAUGUGGCGCCUUAUGUUCAGUAUUUGCGUCGCAUCUCGGUGUUAUAAGUUGCUUGCUUUGCCGUGGAUUGCGGAAAUGCAGCCGAUGUGUAUUGGUGCAUUGAAAAUCGCCAUCGCGUUAUGCAGUGGGUACCUUGCGCACAUGUAGUGUGCGGCCGCAGGCUAUUGUGUUUUUGCUUGAGUGCUAUGCAAUGCAUGUUGUGUUGUUCAUGCGGCAUGCCAGGAUGCCCUUGCAUGCGCAGUAGCGCACAAGUUGACGGUUGCCAUCACAGCUUUCUUGGCAUAGGGCAAGGGUUAAGCGUGCCGCGUGCGUGCGUGCGUCGGCGUAUGUUACAGUAGUUUACCAGUAGUUACUCCGUGUAAGGG
Messenger RNA from Astrephomene gubernaculifera, 2144 nucleotides. The record is from the annotation of a GenBank genome assembly. NCBI's taxonomy places the organism in Eukaryota, Viridiplantae, Chlorophyta, Chlorophyceae, Chlamydomonadales, Astrephomenaceae.